Molecule: messenger RNA, 5808 nt
Organism: Coturnix japonica (Japanese quail)
Lineage: Eukaryota; Metazoa; Chordata; Aves; Galliformes; Phasianidae
Source: RefSeq, a predicted model, not a curated record
CUAAGUUCCCUAAUUCAGUUUUACUUCUCUUUACAAGAAAUGAAAACAAGAAGCUCCACAAUAAGACAAAAUCAGAGUGGGCAAUGAAAACAUUUAUUUUUGAUAAAAAUAUGUGUUCAAAGGACAGUAUGAAGAUGAAAGCGUUUUGCAUUUUUUUUCUACAUCUGUCAUUGGGCUUCAGUGACCAAGCCAUUAAAGAAAGCGUUCCAAUGAAGAGCUUGAAAUGCCACAGUGACUACAACUCACUUGUGACCUGCACAUGGAAGGAACAUUCAGAGGCUCACACCCUACUUGGUUUGACUCUGUACCAAAGGAAUGAUAUUAAAAAUGACAGUCAGGAGAUGCAUUGCAAAAAGGAGCUGGAAGAAGACAUCCAUGAGUCUUCAGAUCCCUACAGCCAUUGGAUUUGUUGGAAAAAAGCAGAAUAUUUUGGAAUUGGAGUGGAUGACUAUUACAGCUUCAAACCCAAGCAGAUUCUUGACGUACAACUAAAAGUUCAUCUUUUCCAAAAUGUUCAGCCCCUUCCACCUCAAAACCUCUUGGUCACAGAAAGUUCAGGAGCCUUCCUGCUGACCUGGACAGCACCUGAUGGAAGCCAAGGUCUGGGCAGUGCAUUGGAAUAUGAAGUUGCUUACAAGCGGGAGUGGGAGUCCUGGGAGGUAAGAGCAGGAGGAGCUGGGCUGCUGCCUUCACAUCGGCUCUCCAACAUCACUCAUUGCCAUCUCAGUCACCUCGUUCCAGGGAGUAGAUACUUUGCCCGUGUGAGAGCCAGAGCAGAGCAGAGCACAGGCUUCUCUGGGCAGUAGAAGUGGAGCUCAGAUGUGUCCUGGGACCCUGAAGGUGGCAUUCAUCCCAGGAACCUUCGUUGCCUCUUCAAUGGUGCGUAUCUGAUGUGCAGCUGGGAAGUGAAAAAAGCAAUUGCCACCUCUGUCAUCUUCGGCUUGUUCUUCAGGGUCACUCCAGCAUCAGCGGAACAGGAGUGCUCUCCUGUGUAUGAGAAGGCUUUUCCCCAUGUGCCAUACGUCGUGCAGAGCUGUGAGAUCCCUGUUAGUAACAUCAGGAAUCAAAGCCAGUACCAAGUGUCUGUGAGAACCAAGAUGGAGGAGAAACUGAUAGAAGCCUCCAAGAACAUUAAGGUGCUGCCACCUGCAAAUGUGUUAGUGGAACGGAUAGAAAAGCAACAGUAUGAACUGAGGUGGAAAAAACACACUUUACAGAAUGGUUUGAUAAAGCAGCAGUAUCAAGUCCAGUUCUGGGAGCACAACCAAUAUGAAAAGACUGUGCAGACAAUAACAAUUACCAAUGAUGAACCUCCCUUCAUCUUCACUGAUCAGAUGUUGUCACCGUCUACAAAAUACAGGGGAAGAAUGCGUGCAAUGGUGAAUACUCAGGAUUAUCAGGGAUACUGGAGUGAAUGGAGUGAAGAGUUCACCUGGGAAACUCAGAACGUUCUUUCACCAGUGAUUCUCCCACUGAUGCUCCCAGUUAUCAUCAUCACUUUGCUCAUUGCUGCUUACUGCAGCUUUAAAUACUUCCUCAGGCAGAAGAAGCAGUGGGAGGAAAAUAUUCCAAAUCCCAGCAAGAGUCUGCUCUUCCAGAGCUACUUAAAGAAUGUUCCUCUAAGAAACAAGCAUGCAAGAAGUCAGCUGGACGUCAACAAAUGCAGCCUUGCAGAGAACAUGGAUCAGCCUAGCUUCCUUCAAGUUGUGGACAGGCAGACGAAGAUUUUGGCAGAGUCCCCUGAAGCGCGGACUGAGAAGAACGCUGCAUUAGACCUACAGAGCCAAUACCAGGCUUUAAAUGCCCUAGUUGUCUGCCCGAGGACAAACUGUGCUGAUGCAAAUAUGACUUCCCAAACAGCAGUCACUUGCUUUGCAUUCAAUGGCCCAUAUUUGUACAGCCCAGUGACAUCCUCUCAGUCUGAGAUGCAUCAGACACUGGAAGUGACCUCGAAUCCAAUGGAAAAACAGGAGAAAGCCAUGUCCCUGCAGUAUGUGACCCUUCCAGACAAAGACAGUCCCCAGGCUGCACAGAGGCAAGAGCAGUCAGGAGCAGGUCCUCUGCAGCCCUUCCUUCUCCCAGAUCAGAAGGAAGUGAUGCGUUAUCUCAACUACAAGAGGGAAGUUUCACCACUUCCCACCAGCUGUGGGAAAAGCACAGAUGUGAGAACAGAAGAUCAGAAAUCUCCAGAGGCUCCUGGCUGUCCCGCAUUCCUUCAGCAGUGCUCCUUGGAGUACAUCAGCACAGACAGCCUGUUACUGCCAUCAACCAGCAAUGCCACACACCUGCCAUUCGUCACUGCUGCGGGGAAACCCUGUGAUACACAGGAGCCCCAGCAGACCAUUUAACAUUUCAGAAACUUGAAAUCAGAUGAUUACUUCUCCUGGCAGCAAUCUUUUGGAUCACAGAAAUCUGCUGAAGGAGCAAAUGUCAGUGAAUAGCAAAGCUAAGAGUAGCUGAAAGAGGUGGCAGCUAUCUGAUAAAAAUGGACUCUGCAAUCUAGGAGCAAAUAUACAACAAUUGCUUUUUCUAUCUUCCAGUGCAACAUGUUGAAAGCCAUUGCUUGUUCUCAUCGUCAGUGACCUUUGCAAUUUUGUCAUAAAAGACAAUCUAAAUGUUGCCAUGUUGAGAGACAUGGUGUUUUUUGAACUUUUUUGGUUUAACAUGGAGACAUUGCUGAGACAUAUAUUACUGUAGAAAAUCCCAAGGACAUGGUACAGUGAAAAGAACAGAAUGGGCCAAUAGAGGAAAAUGAUGAGAGAAAAGUUGUGAAGAUGUAUAAGCCUGUGUCUGGUGGGGCUUCUCCAUUUCUGUAUGUUUAAAUACAAAAUGAUUUUCUUUUAAGUUCAUUGGUUUAGGUAUGUUAUAAUUCAUCUUAACUAUAUGGUGUGUUCUUUUUUUCCCUUUUUUCUUCAUAAGCUGUAUUGUAAAAGAGGAACCACUUUUUGGGGGUCAUGAGUAAGAAAGCCAGUUUCUUCCAGGCUGUAUGGUUGUGCCCUGUGUAGGCUGGUAAUAAACUUAGAUGUUCAAAUUCAUACGAAAAUCAGGUAUCUGGAUUCAGAUCUCCGAUAUGCAUCACCUUGAUUAGCCUUGGAUUGCUACAGUUUUAAUAACCAAGAAGAAUAGGCAGUGAAAGAAUUUCUGCUCCACUCAGGGCUUUCAAAUGGAGUUCAUUUACACUGUGAUUGGAACUCUGAGUGCUGUCUUUUCCUCCUGCACUUCACUGGGUGUUUGAAGAGACAGCUCUUGGAGACAGGAUUUUUGGAUACAGAGAUGUUUAUAUGACCCCACAGAGCAGCACGAAUAAUGUGAAAAUUACUUGAGGAGCCUGGAACUUGAAGAGUAACAUGCCGUUGUCCAGGUAGGGGAGCUGAAUGGUGGUUUUCAUCAGCAACUAUUAAAAUCAUCUUGGAACAGAAAGAAUUUCUGCUAAAAAGAUUAUCUGUGCAAUAUUCACCUAAGCAUCAUUAAAGAAAAUAUGUAAUGCACAGUGGAAGGAGGCAAAGGACUUCUGGCUACUCUGUGCUAGUGAAGUCCUCUUAUUACACAGUUACAGAAUCAAGGCUUCUAUAAAUUUUGUUUUUGUCUUACAUUCCUUUCUGCAUGAGGCCUAGUUGCAGUUGGAAUGCUAAAAUCAUGCAAUUCUGUGUUUUGUUGGCUUUGGGACUGUUGCAUGUUCUAAUUCUUAGCUUUCCUGGUCAGUAGCUCAAGCCCCAGAGUUACUGUGGAAAAGGAGGUUGCAGCUACCUUCUGUUAUACUAGGUACUGAUAUUCAGGAAAGGAAGCAUUAUGAUGAUUGGACUGUAAGACUUCAGUGGUCUUUCCAAUCUUAAUGAUUCUGUGAUUCUGAUGACACAAGAUGCACUUAUAAUAGGCUUCAGUGAUUAGGUUUGCCACAAGGCAGUUCAAGUCCCUCACCCUGUGUAUCUGAGAGGUGAUUUCCUGUAUUUCUUAGGUAGCCAAAAAAGGAGAAGCAGUUUAAAUUUAAAGUGUGGGUCACCUUUUAUAACUCUCUGACUCAAACUUCACAGAUUCUGCCUGUGUUUUGACAGUAAAAAAUUUUCUCCUUCUUUCUCUCGGCUAAUAACUUUAUUAUUGCUUUAUAAGAAUAACUCUCAACCAGAAAUAUAUUACCUGACUGUGCAUAAGGUUAAGAUGCUAAGAAUAUUGUGGCCUCAAUGGUUCCAAUGACAAUCCAUGUGGAACUAGUCAGCUGUUUUCUUUCUGUGAGUCUGGGGGCUGUCUUUUACAUAAAGAAGGAAACUGAGGGUGAGUGGUUUAAUAGAAAAAGAAACAGCAAUGGAAAGCCCACAAAGAACAGAAGCUGGAGAAUUUCUGAGAAAACUGUAUCUGCAGAGUAAUGCAAAACAAGCCCAACCCACCCUGCCAACUGCUAUACACCUGUCUAUACACUGUCAAACACAUUUGUACACAGUCUUAUUCCUGUACAUCUCCAAUGAUUAAACUCUGACUCCUCUCACUCCCUAUGCUCUCCCUCAGUUCUCAUGGUGGAGCUGAACUUUCCAUGAAAAGAAACCCUCUGAAUCAUCUUCUGUAAAUGGAGAAGAGCUAUAACAAUUAUUUCAACACCUGUUUUGUCCCCUUGUAACAUUUUCCUAGUGGCUCCCAGUAUUCUCUAGCCUCAACCAUAACAACUCCUCACAUUACUCCAUGGAUACUUCACCAUGGUAUUAAGCAGGUGGGCUCUAACCAUACAGUCUUGCUCUAUGUAAGCCAGAUUUGGUCCAUAGCUUUGCCGAUUCAUUAUGUCCUUUUCAGCUCAUUGAUAGGGGAAUGUUUGGUUCUCACCACCGAAGACUAAAUUAUUUGUCUAAAACAGCAGAUGUAAAACUAUCUGAAACAAUUGGCUGACUUUUUCCUAUCUGUAGUAGAAAUGCUAAGUCACAGCUGGUGAGAAGGUAGGGCCAGCCCAGGGGAGCUCAGCUGCACACAAUACACCUGAGUGACCAGAAGGGGUGGAUCCAGCAUCCAUUCUUUUUCAGACCUCAUUUAAAGUUGGACAUGGAGAGACAAGGGUAUCUUGCUAGAGGUCCCUGCUUACCUGUGGUCUUCUGUGCCCAUGGCUGUUGCAUUUGUGUGAAUCCUACUUGUUGCAGCCUGAGAUCUCACUUCCUUACUGUUAUUGUUGUACUUUCCAUUGUGUUACACUAUCCUUAUUUCAAAGCCUUCUAGCACCUUGUUGUGUGCAUUUCGAGUGGAAUACUUCUGCAUCUGAUGGAGUCAUAUAGUAUAUAUUUUAUCUAGUUAUCUGUCUUUUGCAUUCAGAAGUCUGUGGGAUAGCUAUGGAUAUCUUGAGUUUAUUUUCAUUAUUGAAGACUCAUGAUGGAUUCAUGACCACAGAAUCAUAGGGGUUGGAAGGGAUCUCAAGAGACCAUUGGGUCCAACCUUCUAAGUAGGCACCUCACAGUAGACUGCACAGCAGUCUGGAGACAUCAUUUUCUUCUCUUUUACAUGGAGCAAAGUCUGUGAUACAGAAAUGCAGAGAAAAACAUAGUGGAGCUAAACAGUCAUUACAUCCUUUCUGAUAUUCUGCCUAUAGCUUACAGUGGAUGCUUAAAGCAAGAAAAUUGAGGCUACAGAAACCCUACCUUUAUAGCAUGGGCAGAUUUGCAGAAGGCUUAAGUUCUCUUCCGAGUUCCUAAAUGAUUAUUUAAACAGCUCAUUUAUUGCUUCAGACAUUUGACACUUUAAAUAGCUUUUUGGGCUUCUUCUUGUCUUGUUUGUAUGUUGUUUUUUCAACUUGUACUGGGUCUUGUUUAUUGUUUAGGAUUAAAUGAUAGUUUAUCA